UUGAUCAAGACUUCGCUCAUGGUCCUUUAUCUUCGGAUAUUCGGCAAGAUUGGACAUAUCCGAAUUAUCAUCGCGGUCGUCAUGGUGAUAGUGUGGGGCUGGGCAUUCAGCAUCGUCAUCGAAGGGUUCCUUCUUUGCCGUCCACUAGCCUUCAAUUGGGACCAAACACUUCCGGGCGGCGUAUGCGGAGACCGAAAUGCGGCAUUCGUUGCAGCCGGAGCAUUAAACAUGAUUACGGACGUCAUGGUUCUUGUUCUGCCCAUACCAUACAUCUGGGCACUUCAAGUGCCGGCAUCGCGCAAGUUUGGUCUUUGCCUGAUCUUUUGCCUCGGCUUGUUUGUCAGUAUCGUGAGCAUAAUACGUAUGGAUAGUCUGGUCAAGUUGGACCUUUCCGACGUGACGUAUAACAUACCCAAUGUUCUAAUGUGGAGCGUCAUCGAACCCGAGCUGGCUCUCAUUGGCGCUAACCUGCCACUGCUUCGUCCCCUGUUCGCAAGAGUAUUCGAUCAAUUCGCUUCGACUCGCGACCAGUCUUGUUCGCGUCCUUCCCGUCUAAGUAAUAAGCAUCGAUUCGGAAGUCUGAGCAAUCGGGGUUGGUAUGCUAUGGGCGCGGUAAAGAAAGAUGUUUGUCAAACUGGCGCCUCACAGGAUGACUUGCAAUCUUUGGAGUCGAGUGUUGGCAUCGUGGCUCAUACUACAAAAGCUAGCGGGACUAAUUUCGAUGCUGAAUAA
This is a messenger RNA of Aplosporella prunicola CBS 121167, 732 nucleotides long. RefSeq lists its product as uncharacterized. The record is from RefSeq and is a predicted model, not a curated record. Lineage: Eukaryota; Fungi; Ascomycota; Dothideomycetes; Botryosphaeriales; Aplosporellaceae. The annotation marks the transcript as partial. The transcript has 2 exons.